AUGGCUCAUGAACAUCACACCUGGAUCCAUCUACUGCCUGUCCGACCUCAUCAACGCCUUCUACCAGCAAUUCGCCAGCAGUCGCCAGUUGGAGAAACAAACAGGACAUCCAUCGAAGCAUUCAAAAGAGGUCUCAUCCCCAACUCGGAGUUGUACCGGGAGAUAACCAAAUAUCCCUGUGCAACCUUCGAGGAGGUCAGGUCGAGAGCCACUGCCCAGAUGCGGAUCGAAGACGACGAGAUUACACGAAUGGCUUCUCAGCGACCAGCAGGGGGCAGCAACGACAGGAGGUCGUACACCCCAAGGAACAACAACUGGCGACACCAGCCGUACAACCGCCAGAACCAGGUACAAAAUGUCAAUCAAUAUGAUGAUACUAACAAUGUUUACAGGAAUGAGCGGGCCGACCACCCCAACAUCUCCGAAUACGGCUUCAACGUCGACAUCGGAGGCGUGGUGAACACCCUUCAAAAUGUAGGUGGAACAGUCAGGUGGCCCCGGAAAAGUGACAGACCAGAUUCAAUGAAAGACAUGAGCAAAUGGUGUGAUUUCCACCGCGACAACGGUCACAAAACCGAGGAGUGCAUCUCCCUCAAAAAGGAGGUCGCAUUUCUCCUAAAACGAGGGCAUUUGAAGGAGCUGCUGAGCGACAAAGGGAAGGAAACAUUCGACAAGGAACAGACCGCCCAACCCGACCCGACGACGAGCAGCGACCGACCAGACCCACCUACGUUCAACAAAGUGGUAAAUGUUAUUUCUGGUGGAUCAGAUAUUUGUGGACUAACCUCUUCUGCAGCUAAAAAAAUCAACAGAGGAGAAUCAGGAGCCAUCGAAGAGGGGCAGACAGAGGAUGAAAUCAUAUUAAACAAGUCCUUGACAGCAAUGGCUAUCACCUUCGACGACUCAGAUUCAGUAGAUACACAGCGAGAGCACCAUGACGGUCUGGUAAUAUCACUUCCAAUAGGCAACGCCCUGAUCAAAAGGAUAUUGGUCGACAACGGAAGUUCAGCAAACGUGUUAUUCUUGGAGGCGCUGCAGGAAAUGGGACUCGAGGAAAAGAACAUCAUUAAGAGAUCAACGGUCCUAGUAGGGUUCAGCGGAGAAUCAUUGCGAACUGUUGGAGAAAUAUCAUUGCUCACCUAUGCAGAAGGAGUCAAUGUCAUGACGAAAUUCAACGUCGUCGAUUGCCCGUCAGCAUACAAUGUCAUCUUGGGACGACCAUGGAUCCACAAAAUGAAAGCAGUACCCUCGACGUACCACCAGUCCAUCAGAUUCCUGACUAGAUGGGGGGUCAUGGAAAUCAAAGGGUACCAAAGAGAUGCAAACAAAUGCUACGAAACCGCACUGAAACCAUCAAAAUCCUCCAUCUAG
This is a messenger RNA of Spinacia oleracea (spinach), 1371 nucleotides long. RefSeq lists its product as uncharacterized. The transcript is spliced from 2 exons. The coding region runs from base 1 to 1371 and encodes 456 amino acids. The record is from RefSeq and is a predicted model, not a curated record. NCBI's taxonomy places the organism in Eukaryota, Viridiplantae, Streptophyta, Magnoliopsida, Caryophyllales, Amaranthaceae.